AUGCUUGAUCAACACCCUGUGUCUUGGUCUAAGAAUGGUAUCAUUGCAUACAGCGACUCUAAUUCGACAAAAGGUAACUUAUGUAUAACCUUUUUAGAAAAUAUUAAUGGUAGUAAUUGGAGAUUUCAUCCACCUGCAAAAUAUGUGAUACACCCUCAAUUACAUGAAAUUUCAACAAAUAGUGGAAAUAAGAAACUAGCUUCUAGCGGCAGCAAUACAACUACUGCUACAGCUGUAGCUACAGUCGGAAGCUCUACCACUGCAGGUAGUAGUGGUUCUCCUCCUCAAUCUACAACAACUUCAAAUGGAACCUCAUCGAAUAGUAAAUCAAGCAAUCAUUUCUUUUAUAACAUUACCUCGAUUCACUGGAACAACUGGUUUAGUCUUCCAGGGGAUAUGCUAGCUGUUUGUGAUGAACUAGGUAACAUGACUAUGCUGAUAGCAGGACAAAGUCCAGAAGGGGCCACCACGUUUGAAAAAUUGACUAUGCUGUUUCAAGAUAAUAUUUAUAAGAUCCAUAACCAUGUAGCACCUUUAACACAACAGAUUGAUAAAGAAUCUGAGUUUAAGAUUGAAAGGAAACACACAAAAAAAGAAUAUAACACCCGUAUUUUAGAUUUCCAUUGGUUGAGUUCCUCAAAGAGUAUCAUUAUAUCCCAAUUUUGUGCAUUUGACUCAACGUCUAAUGUUUAUAGAAAUAAGGCACUUCAAAUAGCCCCAAGUGGUGUCUUUUAUCCUCCAUUUAUGAAAUAUGCUUGUAUGGCUGUGAGAAGAAAUGGUCAACUAGAUUUUUGGUAUCAAUUUUCAAACUCUAAGGAUCAUAAAAAGAUUAAUUUACAUCUUUUACCCUCUCAAAACCAAAGACUUAAAGAAUUGGACUGGUUCCAAUUUGCCAGAAUUACUCCUAUGAAGGAUGAUCAAAGUAUACUUGUUAGCGGAUAUUCGAAGAUAACAAAGAAGAUAUGCUUCUAUAAAGUAUUAGUUAACUGGAAUACACCUAGUGCGAACAAGAACAAUGCAUUAAAUGAUCCAACACUGAUUGUAACACCAAUUUUGGAAGUUCCACUUUCCACAAUUGACGAUGAAGGAAGAGUAUUGAAAUUUUACGAUCUCGUCGUCUUAUCGAAGACAGCAAUUGAUAAAGACACAUCAGCAGAAGUUCUUGUUGUUUAUCAUAUAUGUGGUACUCAGAAGACAUUAAUAAAGAGAUUUAAAUUGAUGAAUUCUUAUCUGACCAUGGAUUUCUUAAGUGUUUUGAAACCAGGUAUUGAAUCAAUCAACGGUGGGAAUAUGCAACCAAUAAAAUCGAAACAUUAUACGUUACGUCAUGGACAUGAUAUAUUUUUGGACAAGAGAGUCUCAAAUAUCACUACUGAAUUGUUGGAUAAUUUUGUGACAUUUUUUUAUGAUAAUGGUAGUGUUGAUGUAUUUAAUCAAAAUGAUUGGAAUAAAGAAAGAGAAAGAAUUAAGUCCCAAAAUAAUAAAUCUAAAUUUUUGAAUGUAAUGACUUCUGCAUUAAGUACAGGUUUGAGUUUUAGAAAUAUACCAUUAUCCAGUGCUAUUGAAUGGGUAAGAUUAAGUCCGACAAUGACGGGUAUUAUAUAUAAAUUAAAGACAGAUAAUGUUCCAAGGUUUUCUACUUUAACGAGGUCGGACCUAACAGAUGCUUCCAUGGAUGAAUUAGAUGCCAUUGCAUUUGCGUUCACAUUCGUCAAUAGUACACAUCGGCAAUUAUCUGCAGAGGAUCUCUCUGUGGCUUGUAAAUCACAUAUUAUAAAUUUGUCAGAAAUUAGUGAGGAUAGAGCUAAAGACUUUAUAAUGACAUUGAUGUCUAACUUAUACCCAUUCUUUAAUGUUUCUCCAGAUGCUCCUAAGGACAUAAUGGAUAAGAUGAUAUCUAGUAGACCAAUUCAAAAGAUAAUGUUAUUGCAGCUUGAACUUGGUACUAGACUCAAGGAUGAAAGAAUAGCACAAAUGGCAAGGGUUAUUUUAUAUUUGAAAAAUGUUUUAUUUGCAUUCAAUGGUGUAGCACGAAAUUUACAGUUUGCUAUUGAACAAAUGAAUAAUGGGAAUUCAAAUGCGUCCACCAAAAUGUUUCAAACAUUGUUCUCCAAACAAGAUCUGAUUUAUUCUUUGAUUCCUAUCGCCAAUUGGUUUGUUAAAUUUGUUACAUUUUUAAUACAAGAGGUGUUGUUGCUUGUUAAUAACCCAUCUGAAAGUAAGAAUACUUUGGUACUAGGUGUCUUUGGAGCUAAAAUGCCUCGUCAAUUAAUAUUAUCUGUAUUAAAUGAAAUAAAAAAGAUAAUGCAAAUAAUAUCCAAGUUUCCAGAAACUACAUAUCCUGUGUUGAAUGAAUCUUCUACAUAUUUACGUAUGGUAUUGAGUGACACACCUGUCAACUUUGAAAAGUUUGAGACAUUCUUGGUUGAUGUGAAUAAUAAAUUUACAGCAUUUAGUGAACAGCAACCAGCAUCGGAGAAGGAUAAUAUCUUAAAGAGAGAAUAUUCAUUGUUAAUACAAGCUGAGGUUCCGCCUUCUCAUGCUAGAAUUUCUGAUUUCCUAGUAGCCUAUUCAUGUAAUGCAGUUAUUUCUCAUAUCAAGCCGUCCGAUGUCUACUUUACAGAUACUACGGGAUUGAGAUUAACAGAUACAGAAUUUUUAGAAGCAGAUUUCUCCCAUCUGUUACAACCUCUGUCCAAGGGGGUUGUGGUAAAUCUUUUAUCAGAUGAUCAGAAUUCGUCUAAAAGAUUCAGUCAAAUGAUAAUCGAUGGUGUUACGUAUGAUAAAUUUAGUCCUAAAGAACUUGAAAAUGGCAAGAUGAAGCGUUGUAGUAGGUGUGGUGCAGUUACAAGAGCAGGCUAUGUUAUCGCAGAGGAUAAGACCAUUGUCCCAACCUCGAUCCAUACUAAGAGAUGGCCUACCAUGUAUACCCGUACAUGUAUAUGUUCGGGUAUGUUGUAUGAAUUACAGCAUUAA
Molecule: messenger RNA, 2976 nt
Organism: Maudiozyma barnettii
Lineage: Eukaryota; Fungi; Ascomycota; Saccharomycetes; Saccharomycetales; Saccharomycetaceae
Gene: SIN4
Product: Sin4p
Exons: 1
Coding region: 1-2976 (991 amino acids)
Cellular component (GO): mediator complex
Source: RefSeq, a predicted model, not a curated record